AUGCCAACGGCAACCAUUCAUCCUGAAGCUCUUGGUGAAACAUCUUCGCUCAUUCGACCAAGAGGAGCGCGUACUAAUCAACGCUGGCCUGGAAAUACUUAUGGUGUUGAAGAUCGACCUUACCUCCUUAUCCCGUACCGAUUCAGAAACGGAGCUCAUACUUCCAUUGCUGAUGCCCAACGAAUCAUUGCUGAGUCUCUCGAUUUGAUAACAGCUGAUGUUGGUGGGUGCAUUCGAUUUGUUGACGACAGUGAAGCUCAAGCUCACUCUCAUUGGAUCGAUUUUCAAGAUGAUGAAAAUGAUGGCUGCAAGUCAUACAUCGGUUAUCACGGCGAUGAUCCAUCGUUCCCUAAUGGCCAAAGAAUCAACCUUGCAUCAGGUUGCCUAAGAAGCGACGUAGUCAACCAUGAAGUGCUGCAUGCGCUUGGAUUUGAUCAUGAACAUGAAAGACCCGAUCGAGACGAUCAUUCUAUCAUGCACUACGACGCUUUUUCAUUCCAAACGAUUGAAGCUGCGGUAGAUGAAUUACCAACUAUCACGAAUCUGGAUGGAGACCCUGUCCAAUGGCCAGAAGUUGAACGACUCUCAUCAACAGACGUUUUUCAGCUUGCAAAAAUGUACGAAGGCUUUUGUGGUCAACCAGGAGAGGAAUUUAUAAAGGUCCGAUCUUGUAACAGUGGUGCUGAGUAUCUCGAAAGCCGACUUUGUGACGGAAUAAAAGACUGUGCCGACGGAUCCGAUGAAGAACUAGCUUUCUGCGAUGAAUAUUGCGAACCAGAAACCUUCUAUGUUUCUGAAAAUGGCUGUUACAAGAAUGGACUGGCGCUUAUUCAAAAGUAA
Messenger RNA from Oikopleura dioica, 840 nucleotides. NCBI's taxonomy places the organism in Eukaryota, Metazoa, Chordata, Appendicularia, Copelata, Oikopleuridae. The record is from the annotation of a GenBank genome assembly.